AGCAGCCGACAUACAAUACAAAACAAAAAAAAAAGAGAGGAGAGCCGCCGGAGAGAAGGGAAAGGGAAAAAAAAAAAGAAAAACUUGUGGGGAAAGUGGGUCGCCGACACUAGUAGCAAAAAGAGAAAUAGUCGAAUAAAAAGAAAGAAAGAAAACAAGGGUUUUUGGGUGAUUGGAAAUAGAGAAGAAAGCAGCCAAGGGAAGCCACCGGCGAUUAGUGGAGAAAAGGAGAAGAAAAGAGAGAGUAGAACCAGAGGAGAACAAAGAAAAGUCAAGGUGCUCCGAAAGACCGAAGAAGAAAAGGGUUUCGUUCUCUUUAGUUCUAUUUCUCUACAAGGAAUGAUCAGGCCCAUAGGAACAAGCGUGGUGGAGUUGGGUGAUCCAGUAGAAAUUAGAGACAGGUUAGAGAAGCUACAAGGAGAGUUGGGAGACAGUUUGAAAGAAGAUCAGCCGUUGAGACUAGUGAAGAAAGUUUCAUUCCAGACUCCAGCACCGGAAGCUUUAUCUGAGUUUUGGCAGAAGCAGGAUGUGAACACAAAGAAAGCUUUUAGGAGCGUCUUUGGGCGGGUUGAUCAUCUGUUGACAGUCCAGACGCCAGUAACUCUCCUAAAAGCGGCUAUACAUCAUUGGGAUCUAGCAUAUCGUUGCUUCACUUUUGGGUCAGUAGAUUUAUCACCAUUGAUGGAAGAGUAUGCCAAGUUGCUGGGAUACACCUCGCACGCUAGUAAAAUAUAUAACCCUAGAACGAAGACUUUUGCAGAAGUAGUUAUCUCUAAGCUUUUGGGUUUACCAGUGAAGAAGAUUAAAGAAAUGGGGAGUACAAAGGGGGCAAGGUGGACUUUCCCAGAAGAAAUACUGAUGAACUUUGCUAAAGAAAAUUUUCACAAUGAAGAAGGGCGAUUUGCUUUUGCAAUUGUCAUAUAUGGUACUGUGAUUUUUCCAUGCGCUGGGGGAAACAUUGAUAGAGGUGUGAUCAAUAUGGUUAAUCAUGUUAAACAUCAAGCAACUCCGGUGCCUGCCAUAUUAUGCGAGACUUUUCGGUCCCUUAAUCACUGUCGUGUUUCUACGGAAGGGAGGUUCAUUGGGUGCGCUCAGUUGCUUGGGAUCUGGCUUAUUAGUCACCUAAGGUAUGACCAGACGGUUGAGGCUCCUUUUGUGCAGUUCUAAAAGGAUGAUUGUCAGUUGAGGGAUCCUAUUGGUGAUUUUGAAAAGGCAAGACUGCAACCAUUUAAGCCUUCAGUGGAGAGAUGGAGUUGUUUUCUAUCUAGUUUGGAUGAAAAGAAGAUAUAGAUGAGAGCUCUGUGGCAUAAAACAGACGGAUUGAUUUACAGGUGCGGUGAUUUCAAUUGGGUUCCACUUAUAGGUCCUUGGGGAAUUAGUAGUCAAGCACCGGCCAUGUUUCUCCAACAAAUAGGUGGGAAUCCAUGUAGACCAGUCACUUGUCAUUUGAAGGAAUUUGAAUUCUCCCUUGAAAAUGAAAAAGAAAAGGCGUUAGUACGGAAGAUAGUGGAUGCAUGGAGUAUUCUUCAAGGAGUAAGAAAAGGUCCGCGAAAUAUUUAUGGGACUGCUCAGUACAAGGCAUGGCAUGCAAAAAGAGGAAAAUCUUACACAGAUUAUUGUAUGUCCGAUGAAGGGAGAAGGAAAGGAAAAGGACAAUGUUCCCAAGAAAAUGAAGUUGUGUUGCAAGAGGUCAUUGAGGUAGAAAGUGAAGACGAAGAUGAAAGGGUUUCGUAUCCAAAUUUUGUCCCAGACAAAAGUGUAGGGGUAACAGUGGAAGAAGAAAUUCAAGAAAUGGAAGGAGAUUUACAGAUGGAAGAUACAUCAAGUGAUGAUGAAAUGGUUAGAGGACCACCUGGAUUUCCUGACAAAGAGGCGAAGAUAAUGUGGAAAAUACUGCAAACUAUGACUGAGAAAUAUAAAAAGUAUAAAGGAAAGUUUAGAAGGAUGAAAGCUGAGUUUGUCAAGAGCAAGAAAGUGAAGCUGCAGGAAGAUUUGCAAAUGGAAAAGGAAAGGGGCAAUUUUCAGGAAGAGCAUACCAAGAUGAAGGAGCAAGUGAGAAGUAUGAAAGGAGAACUUCAAGAGGCACGAAAGGAAAUUACUCAAAUGAAGGGAACAAUUGUGACAUUGGAGGAGUUAAGCUACAAUGCUAAUAAGGAAAUGAUUGGCAAAGUUGCUUAGCUAAAGAGGAAUAAGGUGGAGAUCAGCUCUCUGAAAGAACAAAUGGAGUAUGCCUUCUCAGAAAGUCAAAAAUUUCAGAAGCUAUAUGAGGAAGACAAAGAUUUCAUUCAGCAAAAGGAGGCAGAAGUAGAAGAAUUGAAUCAAUAGAAUGAUUUCUUACAUGAUGAAUUGAAUGAAUUUCAACAGAAGCAACAAAGCACAGAGGAUAAGAUCAAGUUAAUUAUGAGUCGUGCAUUGCAGUUAUCAGAAUGGGCUUACAGCUAUGAAAGACGGGUACAAGAUUUGAAAGUAAAUCGGGCAUUUAAGGCGCCAGAGUUGGCUGGGGUUUCCUUGUUUUUGACAGAUCUACACAAAGACUUGUAUGUACUUAGGGAGAAGAUAUUUCAAACGUAGUCAGCUAAUUCUGAUGUUAUUGGGAUUGAUGAUGAGUAAAAGAUGUAAACGAUUUGAGCUACAAUAUUUUGAAUGGAAUGAUAUUUUGCUAUUAUUAUCUUUUUGGAUUGCAAAGAUUUCUUAGGAUUUGCACAAAUAAUAACUACAUGCAUGCACGUUCU
Messenger RNA from Tripterygium wilfordii, 2732 nucleotides. RefSeq lists its product as uncharacterized. The coding region runs from base 1291 to 2178 and encodes 295 amino acids. NCBI's taxonomy places the organism in Eukaryota, Viridiplantae, Streptophyta, Magnoliopsida, Celastrales, Celastraceae. The transcript is spliced from 2 exons. The record is from RefSeq and is a predicted model, not a curated record.